Leptosia nina is the source of this 1548-nucleotide messenger RNA. The record is from the annotation of a GenBank genome assembly. Lineage: Eukaryota; Metazoa; Arthropoda; Insecta; Lepidoptera; Pieridae.
AUGUGGUGUCUAAUAUUAAAACGUUCACUAAAUAACCAAUGUAAAAGGAAUCUAUUAAGAAAUUUUAGUUCCGAAGCAGCACCCAGAGUAAGAUUUGCGCCUAGUCCGACUGGAUAUUUGCAUUUAGGUGGUUUACGGACCGCUCUGUAUAAUUAUUUAUUUGCAAAAUCACAUGGCGGUGCUUUUAUAUUACGAAUAGAGGAUACUGACCAAAGUAGAAAAGUGGAAGGAUCUAUGGAUGCACUUGUUAACGAUUUAGCUUGGUCUGGUAUAGUAUGUGAUGAAAGCCCUGCACUCGGCGGAAAAUACGGCCCAUACAUUCAAAGUGAGCGCUUGCAUAUUUACCAACAGUACAUUAAAACCUUAUUACACAAUGGAUCAGCAUACAAGUGUUUCUGCUCUGAGCGCAGAUUAAAUGUCCUAAAAAGAGAUGCUGUGAAAAGGCAGCAGCUUCCAAAAUAUGAUAAUAAAUGUAGGAAUUUAACAGAUGAAACAGUAAAAGAAAAAUUAAGUGCUGGAAUUCCAUUUUGUAUUAGAUUCAAGUUGUCCUCAGAGUGUCAGUCAUUUGAAGACCUAAUAUUUGGUGGCAUUGCAUAUGACGUUUCCUUAAUAGAGGGUGACCCGGUGCUGGUAAAGAGUGAUGGAUACCCAACUUACCACUUUGCCAAUGUUGUGGAUGACCACCUAAUGGGUAUAACACAUGUACUUCGUGGCGUUGAAUGGCAGAUAUCUACAACAAAACAUUUGUUAAUUUACAGAGCAUUUGGUUGGUCUCCUCCACAAUUUGGACACAUGCCACUUAUAGUAAAUGCAGAUGGUACAAAACUUAGUAAACGGCAGAGUGAUGUAAAAGUGGAUGAUUAUAGGAAAAAUGGCAUAUUUCCAUUAGGAUUAGUAAACUAUAUAACAUUAUCUGGAGGCGGUUUUGAACAUGUUCCUGGGGAAGGUGUAAGACUAAAAACUAUUGAUGAAUUAGCAGAAGAAUUUCAGAUUGAUAAAAUAUCUUCGCAUCCGAGCAGGCUCAACCCAGACUUGCUUGAAGAAUGUAAUAGAUUAGAAAUCAAACGUCAAAUACGUGAUUCCAUUUUGUGCAAAAAUAUGGUCACACAGUUACAAGAGCUUAUAGCAGAGAAAUACAAAGAUCAAAACUUAUUUAUUUCGGAAGACCACAUUCGCAAUGUUCUUGAGUGGUCAACGUCAAGGAUAUCAAGGAUAGAAGAUUUAGUGUCGAGCAAAUUUGCUUUCUUUUGGAUCCUACCAUCUGAACACUGUAAUGUAGACCAAAAAUUAUGUACUGCUGUAAUCGAAAACUUGGAGCUAUUACAAGAAUUCAAUCAAGACGCCAUAAAAGACAGAUUAAGACAGUUUUCCUCGAGUAAUGGUAUAAAAUUUCCUGCCCUCAUGAAAAUGUUGAGAUCUGUUUUGAGUGGACUUAGUGAAGGACCCAGUGUGGUUGAAAUGAUGCAUUUGUUGGGUAAGAGUCAGACACUGCAAAGAAUAAAGGCGGUUAGCAAGUAUCUCGAAUUUUCAUUUUCCUAUAAAUUUUAA